This is a messenger RNA of Parasteatoda tepidariorum (common house spider), 862 nucleotides long. NCBI's taxonomy places the organism in Eukaryota, Metazoa, Arthropoda, Arachnida, Araneae, Theridiidae. The record is from RefSeq and is a predicted model, not a curated record.
CUUACAGAAAUAGUCAGCCGGAAGCGUAUGUGAUUAUUCUAUGCGAAUCCAGAUCUUAUGCAACUUACCGAUUAUUAUUUUUAAACAUUGAAGUGUUUUCUUUUUAUAGUCUCCUAACCUUUGAUAAUGUUUUCUAAUAAAAUAUCCAUCAUAUUUAAAAGAAGUUUUAAAGCUACUCUCCCAUUAGCUAAUCAGGCUUUGUCUAAACAUACUUUGCCUGAUUUAGCGUAUGAUUAUGGUGCUUUGGAGCCUACAAUCUCUGCUGAAAUUAUGCAACUCCAUCAUUCAAAGCAUCACGCUACCUAUGUAAAUAAUUUGAAUAUUGCUGAGGAGAAAUUGGCUGAAGCCGUUGCAAAAGGUGAGUUACUGUCUGCCAUAAAAUCUGACUUUAAUAAUCUAGAAAAUUUACAAACUCUCUUGAGUGCCGCUGCAGUUAGUGUUCAAGGGUCUGGCUGGGCCUGGUUAGGAUUCAAUCCUACAUCAAAGAAAUUACAGAUUGCUACAUGCCCAAAUCAAGAUCCAUUACAAGCAACAACAGGUCUAAUUCCCCUAUUUGGUAUUGAUGUUUGGGAGCAUGCUUAUUAUUUACAGUACAAGAAUGUUAGACCAGACUAUGUUAAAGCUAUUUGGAAAGUAGCCAAUUGGAAAGAUAUUAGUGACAGAUAUUCUAAAGCCAAAAAUUAAAUACUGCUUGCUACAAGUUCCUUACCCAAAGUUAUAGAUUUUGUAUUUAGUUCCAUUAUAUAACUACAUAUGAAUAAAGAUGUAUGUCAGUGUUUAAAAGUAUUCUGUUAAAUAUGAAUUUUAAUGUAAUAUCGAAACAUGUUAUUUUUCUUCAAUAUAUAGCUUAUACUCUUAAAAA